GUUCUGCAGACUCCGUCAGCUCAGCGCCGGUAGAAGAAGAGAAGCUGCGCUGUUUCCGGGAGGUGUUUCGGCCGCUGGAUGAAGCGCAACAGCUACAUCCACUAAACCUUUUCUCAAUCAAUAACAAUCAAAAUUAGUGAGGUGCGUGAUGUCCAAUCAGAAGCGCCCCAGUGAUCCCAGUAGCUCUGCCCUCCUCGGCGCUCCUCCAGAGAAGAAGAAGGGAGGUGAGGAUGGAGAGGGAAUGAGCACUGGGUCAGGAGGAAGCACUGCUGUGGAAACCGUCAUCAAACUGGGAGGAGGAUCCAACCUGGAAGAACAAGAUAUAAAAGCCCUGCAGAUCAAAAACAGGAAGUUGGGAGAAUCCCUAGACCAAAGACAGGUGAUUGAGGAUGAACUGAGAGAGAUAGUCGAGAGGUUGGAGACUCGUCAGGCGACAGAUGAUGCAAGUUUGUUGAUUCUAAACAGAUACUGGAACCAGUUUGAUGAAAAUGUGCGAUUAAUUGUUCAUCGCUAUGACCAAUCGGGGAGUGAGCCCGUGGAAAGCCAACCGCCGGAAGGGCGGAGCUUAAAACCUGGAACACCAGAACCAGAUGGAGACUCGAACCAGGAGCGUGCAAAAGACAGAGGUCAACAGGGGGAGGGAGUGAGCUCUUUUCUGGCCACGCUGGCCAGCAGCAGCAGCGAGGAGAUAGACACAGAGCUGCAGGAGCGAGUGGAGUCCAGCUGCAAACAGGCCAGUCGCGUGGUGGAAAUCUACGAGAACCUGAAGAACACGGUUGAUCAACUGAAGAAGGAUGUGGAGUCCGGAACAGGUGGCAGUCUCUGGGACGCCGCUGUCCGCCUCAACACCCUCCUGACCAAUGAGAAUGAACGUCUCCGCCAACUGACCAACAGCCUCCAGCAGAAGCAUAGCCACAUGACCAGUGAGUCUCGUUCUUUGGGCCGCGCGGCUAAUCGUGCUGAUAACAGGAUCAGUGAGCUGCAGGGUCUUAUUGAGGAGCUGCAGUGGGACAUGGAGAAAAUCAGACGGAGGGAGAAUCGCCUCAACACACACCUCGCAGAGGUGCUGGAAAGGGUGAAUAGCAAAGGUUAUAAGGUGUGUGGCGAAGCCAGCAGUGUAUGUGGAACCAUCACGAUCAACAAAAGAAAGUUUGAGGAGAUGGACAGUGAGUUGGAGGAGAACAGGGAGCUGGCGGAGAACCGGCUCAGUGAGCUCCAGAAACUCCAGCAGGACCUGCAGACAGUUUACCAGGAGAACAAUAACAUGAAGUUGGAGUUGUUGUCCAGGGCUGAGGAGGUGGCCAGAGAGAGCGCUGAGUAUCGCUGUCUGCAGUCUCAGUUCUCUGUGCUCUAUAAUGAAUCACUGGUGCUGAAAUCUCAGCUGGACGAGACCAAAGCACGGCUCAACACGACCAGGACCGCCCGCCUGCGCCAGCUGGACCACAUGGAGAACGACGAGGUGUCCUUGCAGCGUAAGGUCCGCACUGAAGUGAUUCAGUUGGAAGACACGUUAGCACAGGUGCGCAAGGAGUACGAGAUGCUCAGGAUCGAGUUUGAGCAGACAUUAGCUGCUAAUGAACAAGCAGUGCCUUCUCGUUCUUUCUCAGGUCCUAUAAACCGUGAGAUGAGACAUUUGAUCAGUACGCUGCAGAAUCAUAACCAGCAGAUGAAGGGAGAGGUGGUCAAAUAUAAACUCAGACUGAGAGAGUCUCAGCAAGAGCACAACCAGCUCCGUGUUGCCAAAGGUAAUGCUGCUGUCCAAUCACAGUCGAGCACAGAGAUGGAUGUGAAGGAAGAGACCGCCUCCCCGCUUACACCUGCCCCGACGAGUGACAUCACUGUGAAGACUGAACCAGAUAGCGGCUCCGCCACACCCAGCACAACUGGUGCAACGGUUAAGACUGAACCAGGUACGGACGCGGAGACUGCGGUGAAAGAGGAGGAAAAAGAGAAGGAAAAGGAGAAAGAAAAAGACAAGGAAAAAGAGAAGGAACAGAGAGAAAGAGAGAGGGUGACUCGUGGGAGUACUGGAGGCGUAGCGGUGAAAGAAGAAAGGGAGAAAGCCAGCACUAGCAGCAGCCAAUCAGAAGACCUAGCAGUUGAACGCUGCACUGUGAUUGGAGGACCUAAACGCAAGGAGGUGGAGCAGCUGAAAAUAGUGCGGGUGGAGCUGAAGAAAGCCCAAGAGUCCCAGAGGGAGAUGAAGCUGUUGUUGGACAUGUACCGCUCGGCACCGAAAGAACAGAGAGAUAAAGUACAGCUGAUGGCAGCGGAGAAGAAGGCGAAGUCAGAGGCCGAGGAGCUCCGUCAGCGGUUGCGAGAGUUGGAGGAGAGAGAGAGGAGAGAAGGAAAGAAAAUGGCCGACGAAGAGGCUCUGAGAAAGAUCCGCUCAGUGGAGGAGCAGAUCGAUAUACUCAAUAAGAAACUCUCUCUUGCUAAGCAGGAGGAAGAUGCUUUGCUGAGUGAAAUGGAUGUUACUGGCCAGGCAUUCGAAGACAUGCAGGAGCAGAACAUUCGUCUGAUGCAGCAGCUCAGAGAGAAAGAUGAUGCCAACUUCAAACUCAUGAGCGAACGCAUUAAAUCCAACCAGAUCCAUAAACUCCUCAAGGAAGAGAAAGAGGAGCUUGCCGACCAGCUGCUCACACUUAAAACACAGGUGGACGCUCAGCUGCAGGUGGUUCGGAAGCUAGAGGAGAAAGAGCGCCUCCUGCAGGGCACCAUCAGCGCUGCGGAGAGGGAGCUGGGUCUACGCACACAGGCUUUAGAGAUGAACAAACGCAAGGCGCAGGAGUCAGUGCUGCUGUCGGAGGAGGUGCGCACUCAGCUGGAGGGGGUGCAGCAGAGGUUGAGCGCGGUCAGAGAGGAGGUGGUUGAGAACAGCAUUUCUCGAGAGAAAGAGUCUUUCAAUGCCCGUCGUGCACAGGAGGACAUUUCCAAACUGCGCAGGAAGAUUGAGAAGGCCAAGAAACCGGCCGAGAACAUUCGAAACGGAGAUGAGAUCCUGAAUGAAGAAAUAAACGAUUACAAGGCAAGAUUGACGUGUCCAUGCUGCAAUUCACGUGUAAAGGACGCCGUUUUGACAAAGUGCUUCCACGUUUUCUGUUUCGAGUGCGUGAAGACGCGCUACGACACCCGUCAGAGAAAGUGCCCGAAGUGCAAUGCUGCAUUUGGUGCCAAUGAUUUCCAUCGCAUCUACAUUGGAUGAGACUUAUGAUGGACGGUGUCUGCCUCCGUUUUGGUCCAGUUCCUCAACAUUGUUCUCCGGGUGGAGCUUGUCCUGUAAUGUUGUCGAAACAUCAACAGUUUUACAUUCCAUUUGAAAUUGCUUUUUUCAGAAAAACUACCAACAUGUUCAGUUGCAUCGGUUUAGCAGAACUAACCUGGUCACAUUCCACAGGUCUGUCUUGGCAAACAUUUUUCACUCAUAAAAGCUGCUGCUGCUUGCUUUCAGGAGUGUCCUUAAUGUUUGUUGACUUCCUUUGAGUUAAUACUGCCUCAACCAGAUCUCCCAUUCCACCUCAACUUUACCUUUACUACCCAGAGCCAAUGUGAACCCAUCAACCUGAGAGAGUUUACAGACCUGUGAUUGAAAACAAGCUGCCUUGUCGACUGGACAGUAGUUCGUUUGCGUUCACUUUGCUGAACAUUUGUAUUGCAUUUUUGUACUGUCUGUUAUGACUGCUUAUAGUGAUGGUUGUGCAACUGCUUCAUUGAAAUCCAUUAAAAUAUUGAAAUGUAUUGA
Rhinichthys klamathensis goyatoka is the source of this 3742-nucleotide messenger RNA. RefSeq names its product ring finger protein 20, E3 ubiquitin protein ligase (gene rnf20). The coding region runs from base 149 to 3205 and encodes 1018 amino acids. Gene Ontology annotation, molecular function: ubiquitin protein ligase activity; metal ion binding. The transcript has 22 exons. Gene Ontology annotation, cellular component: nucleus; HULC complex. The record is from RefSeq and is a predicted model, not a curated record. NCBI's taxonomy places the organism in Eukaryota, Metazoa, Chordata, Actinopteri, Cypriniformes, Leuciscidae.